Messenger RNA from Trichechus manatus latirostris (Florida manatee), 2153 nucleotides. RefSeq names its product interleukin 17 receptor C (gene IL17RC). The transcript has 19 exons. NCBI's taxonomy places the organism in Eukaryota, Metazoa, Chordata, Mammalia, Sirenia, Trichechidae. Bases 1 to 2151 code for a protein of 716 amino acids. The record is from RefSeq and is a predicted model, not a curated record. Gene Ontology annotation, molecular function: interleukin-17 receptor activity.
AUGCCUGUGCCCUGGUUCCUGCUGUCCUUGGCACUGGGUCGCAGCCCCGGGGUCCUCCCUCUGGAGAGGCUUAUAGGGCCUCAGAACACCGCCCACUGCUCUCCGGGCCUCUCCUGCCACCUCUGGGAUGGUGACGUGCUCUGUCUGCCUGGGACCAUCGAGCCCCCUCCAGGCCCUGUGCUGGUGCCUACACGCCUGCAGACAGAGCUGGUGCUGAGGUGCUAUCAUGAGACUGACUGUGACCUCUGUGUGCGUGUGGACGUCCAGUUGGCUGUGCAUGGGCACUGGGCGAAGCCUGAAGAUGAGGAAGAGUUUGGAGGAGCAUCUGAUCCAGAGCCCAGAGAGCCUAGCAACGCUUCUCUGCAGUCCCAAGUCGUGCUCUCCUUCCAGGCCUACCCUACUGCCCGCUGCGUCCUGCUGGAGGUGCAAGUACCUGCGUCCCUCGUGCGGUCUGGUCAGUCUGUGGGCUCUGUAGUAUUUGACUGCUUUGAGGCUGCCCUGGGGGGUGAGGUGCAAAUAUGGUCCUACACUCAGCCCAGAUACCAGAAGGAACUCAACUUCACACAGAAGCUGCCUGACUGCAGGGGGCUCGAAGUCCGGGACAGCAUCCAGAGCUGCUGGGCCCUACCCUGGCUCAACUUGUCUGCAGAUGGCGACAACAUGCGCCUGGUGCUGGAUGUCUCUGAGGAGCAACGCUUCAGCCUCUCCCUGUACUGGGACCAGGUCCAGGGCCCCCCAAAACCCAGGUGGCAAAGAAACAUGACUGGGCCACAGAACUUUACCUUGAACCACACAGAACUGGUUCCCUGCCUCUGCAUUCAGGUGUGGCCCAUGGAGCCCGAUGCCAUCAGGACGAACCUCUGCCCCUUCAGGGAAGACCCCCGCGCGCACCGGAACCUGUGGCGUGCCAGCCGGCUGCAGCUGCUUCCCCCGCUGGGCUGGCGGAUAGAUGCGCCGUGCUCACUGCCCGCAGAGGCGGCACUGUGCUGGCGGGCGCCGGGCGGGGGCCCCUGCCAGCCGCUGGUCCCGCCGCUGCCGCGGGAGAACAUCACUGUGAACAAGGCCUUCGGGUUCCCGUUGCUGAAGGGCCACCCCAACCUCUGUGUCCAGGUGAUCAGCUGGGAGAAGCUGCAGCUGGAAGAGUGCUUAUGGGCUGACUCCCUGGGGCCCCUCAAGGAUGACAUGCUGCUGGUGGAGACACGAGGCCCCCAGGAUAACAGAUCACUCUGUGCCUUGGAACCCAGUGGCUGCACCCCACUUCCCAGCAGGGCCUCCACGAGGGCAGCUCGCCUUGGAGAGCAGCUACUAGGGGACCUGCAGUCAGGCCAGUGUGAGCAGCUAUGGGACGACGGCCUGGGAGUGCUAUGGGCCUGCCCCAUGGACAAAUACAUCCACAAGCGCUGGGCCCUGGUGUGGCUGGCCUGCCUACUCUUUGCCGCUAUGCUGCUUCUCCUUUUCCUUCUCAAAAAGGACCACGUGAAAGAGUGGCUGCAGCUCCUGAAGGAGGACGUCCGCUCGGGGGCGGCCGCCAGGGUUCGCCGGGUUCUACUCCUCUACUCCGCCGACAACGCAGACUUCGAGCGCCUAGCUAGCGUCCUAGCGUCGGUGCUAUGCCAGCUGCCGCUGCGCGUGACUGUGGACCUGUGGAGCCGUCGUGAACUGAGCGCGCAGGGGCCCCUGGCUUGGUUCCACGCGCAGCGGCGCCAGACCCUGCAGGAGGGUGGCGUGGUGGUCCUGCUCUUCUCGCCCGGGGCCGUGGCACUGUGCCGCGAGUGGCUGCAGGAUGGGGCGUCCGCGCCGAGGGCGCACGCCCCACACGACGCCUUCGCCGCCUCGCUCAGCUGUGUGCUGCCCGACUUCUUGCAGGGCCGGGCUCCCGGCCGCUACCUCGGAGCCUGCUUCGACAGGCUGCUCCACCCAGACGCCGUGCCCUCCCUUUUCCGUACCGUGCCCAUCUUCUCACUGCCCACACAGCUGCCUGACUUCUUAGAAGCCCUGCAGGGGCCUGGCGCCCCACGGCCCGGGCGGCUGAGAGAGAGGACGGAGCACGUGUCCCAGGCCCUUCAGAAGGCCCUGGACGGCUGCUUCCCCCUCCCAGGGGUCCCGGGCCCGAGAUGUAGGAUGGGACCUGGGGCGGGGGACUUGACUUGAAU